AUGUCAGGUUCAAUCCUCCAUCCUUUCGAUCCUCUUAGUGGAGAGGAAAUUCGCCUCGCUACCUCUAUUGUUCGCAAAGAGCAUGGCGAUGCAGUCCACUUCCACGUCAUAACGCUCCAGGAGCCGCGCAAGGCUGAGAUGGUCGCCUGGCUUGCCAAUCCAUCCAGCGGCGCCAGGCCUCGACGUGUUGCUGAAGUUGUUAUUAUUGAUCCCAGAGAUGGGAAAGGCCAUGUCUACGAUGGUCUCGUUGACUUGAAGAGUCAAAGGAUCACAAAGUGGGAGCGCGCUGAAGGACAGCAGCCUAUCCUCAUCGUCGAAGAAAUGCUCGAAGUCGAACAAGCGUGUCGCAAAGACCCUCAAGUUAUCGAGCAAUGCCGAAUUAGCGGAAUCGCCGCAGACGAGAUGCACAAAGUCUACGCCGACCCAUGGACCAUCAGCCACGACACUCGAUACGGUAGCAGCACACGCUUGUUCCAAGGCCUGAUGUACUUUCGCCCAGAUGUCGAUAACUGUCAAUACCAAUAUCCUCUUGACUUCCAUCCGAUCUAUGAUCCCAGGAAGAAGGAGGUUAUCGCUAUCGAUAUUCCUCGCGUUCGACGACCUCUCCAGAGAAACAAGGCGGUGGAUUAUCAUCAUCUGUAUAUCCAGAAGGAGGGUGGUUAUAGAAAGGACUUGAAGCCGAUUUACAUCUCCCAGCCAGAGGGCGUUUCGUUCAAUGUCAACGGAAGGGAACUAGAGUGGCAGAAUUGGAAGUUCCAUAUUGGCUUCAAUUAUCGUGAGGGCAUUGUAUUCAAUAACAUCACCUUCAACGAUAAGGGAAAUGUCAGGCCAAUCUUCUAUCGCAUGUCUCUUUCCGAGAUGGUCGUUCCCUAUGGUCACCCCGAGCCUCCUCAUCACCGCAAGCAUGCCUUCGAUCUGGGCGAGUAUGGUGCCGGUUAUCUGACAAACAGUCUCUCACUUGGCUGUGACUGCAAGGGUGCCAUUCAUUAUCUCGAUGCAGAGCUGCCAACUCAGACCGGUCAGAUCCGCAAGAUUGAGAAUGCCAUAUGCAUCCAUGAAGAAGACGAUGGUAUUCUGUUUAAGCACACCGACUUCCGAGACAACUCAACUAUCGUCACACGUGCUCGAAAGCUUAUUGUUCAGCAUGUCUUUACUGCUGCCAACUACGAGUAUGCCAUUCAAUGGGUGUUCCACCAGGACGGAACAAUCCAGCCUGAUAUCAAGCUCACCGGUAUCCUCAACACCUAUGUCAUGAACCCCGGUGAGGAUCUUCAAGGCUAUGGAACACAAGUCAAGAAGGGUGUCAACGCCCAUAAUCACCAGCAUCUCUUCCUUCUUCGUAUCAACCCCAGUAUCGACGGGCACGAGAACACGGUCCACAUGGUUGAUGCCGUACCUUCGGAUGCCCCAGUUGGCAGCCCAGACAACCUCUAUGGAAACGCCUUUUAUGCUAAGCGCACUAGACUCGAGACGACAGGCCAGGCUAUAACUGACUAUAACGGUGCUACAUCUCGCUCCUGGGAUAUUGUCAAUGAGAACAAGCUCAACUCUGAGAGUGGCAAGCCUGUCUCGUAUAAGCUUGUCAGCCGAGAUGUGCCGAACUUGAUGCCCAAGGAGGGUUCUCUUGUAUGGAAGAGAGCAUUUUUUGCUCGUCAUGCUGUUCAUGUGACCAAGUAUGCGGAUGAUCAGCUCUGGGCCGCUGGCAACCACGUUGCUCAGACAUCCGGUGAGCCUUCCAGAGGCCUCGGGGCUUGGAUUGGCGACGGUAGCAAGAGCGUCGCUAAUACUGAUAUCGUCCUAUGGCACACGUUUGGUAUCACGCAUUUCCCCGCUCCAGAGGAUUUCCCAGUCAUGCCCGCUGAGCCGAUUACACUCUUGCUCAGGCCCCGUCAUUUCUUCACCUGUAACCCAGUCAUGGACGUGCCUCCUUCUUACUCAGUCACUCCCAGUGAAGUGGCUGCUAAGAAGGCUGGAUUUGAUACCACUGAUAAAGUUAGCAAGCUGGCGGCUAUGAAUGAUUCGUCGUGCUGCAAGCCACCUAAGCUGUAG
This is a messenger RNA of Fusarium mangiferae, 2049 nucleotides long. RefSeq names its product putative peroxisomal amine oxidase (copper-containing). The record is from RefSeq and is a predicted model, not a curated record. The coding region runs from base 1 to 2049 and encodes 682 amino acids. Lineage: Eukaryota; Fungi; Ascomycota; Sordariomycetes; Hypocreales; Nectriaceae. Gene Ontology annotation, molecular function: copper ion binding; primary methylamine oxidase activity; quinone binding. Gene Ontology annotation, biological process: amine metabolic process. The transcript has 7 exons.